AGCACGCUGAAGGCAGCUGGUGAAAAAAUAGCUUCCGCAGUUCCGUCAGCUGGCGAGAUUAAAUGCUUUGUAAGUGUACGCCGUUGGACGCUGUCUUCUGUCUUUCCCCGCUACAGUAACAACCACGUCUGCGCGGCUCCUCCACUUGUUUGGCGUCUUUUUUUUGUGUGUGUGUGUGAGUGAUAAUUAGCGCAACAUGAGUCUGAGCGAGCAUUCACUGCAAGCACUCUCCUGGAGGAAGCUGUACCUGAGUCGGGCUAAACUGAAGGCUUCCAGCCGGACCUCAGCACUGCUCUCUGGAUUUGCCAUGGUGGCCAUGGUUGAAGUGCAGCUGGACAACAGCUACCCUUACCCACCUGCCCUCCUCAUUGCCUUCAGUGCCUGCACCACCGUGCUGGUGGCCGUCCACCUGUUCGCUCUGAUGGUCAGCACCUGCAUCCUGCCCAACAUAGAAGCCGUGAGCAACGUCCACAACCUCAACUCUGUCAAGGAGUCCCCGCACGAGAGGAUGCACCGGCACAUUGAACUGGCCUGGGCUUUUUCCACAGUUAUUGGUACUUUGCUCUUCCUCGCCGAGGUGGUUCUACUCUGCUGGGUCAAAUUUUUGCCCGUGAAGCCCAACAAAUCCAGCAAUAAUACGGUUUCCUCUGGCGUGGCUGCUGCUAUUACCUCAACCUCCAUCAUGGUCCCCUUUGGUUUAGUCUUCAUCGUCUUCGCUGUGCAUUUCUACCGCUCGUUGGUGAGCCACAAGACUGACAGACAGUUUCAGGAGCUGGAGGAGCUGUCUAACCUCACCAGACUUCAAAAUGAACUCGACAACAGAGGAGAAUCUUCCAUUUUGCAGUCGCCGAGCUCACAUUUCCCAUAGACAUGUACAGCGGACGCACAUCUGUGGUGGAACUUUGACUCCGUGGGUAUUUGUCCAAGGGAGAGGCCCAAGUGUUGACUUCUUGUUUUUUUUUUUUUUUUACGGGAAUGAAGAUAUGUCUCACCCUUUGUUGUGACAUUUACUUUUGUGUGGAAGUUUAUUUUUAGAAGACACAUUUGUUUCAACUGUGAACUCACAAAUCUGCCAUAAUGCAUGUAGCUGGAAAUCAUAAAGUCUUAAGUGUAAUAGUUGCUUGAUUUAUGUCUACAUUAUGGCAGAAAGAUCCGAAGAGUAACUUGGCGUCCUGUCUGUUGCCUGCUGCUUUUAUUUACCAGUUUGUCAGUGAAGGCUCACAUUCGUUUGUGUAUAUUACAUAGUUGUGUUUUGUGAACCACACGUAUGUAACUCUUUGCUCCGUAUUUACAUGACCUAUUGUACUGUUCACCAUUUGCAUUCUGAAUGCAUUCUGGUUGCGCUGACUGACUAAUCACUUGCCUAAACUACAGUAUUAUUAGCGUAUAUUUGCUGACAUCUGUAGCAGAGGCUGUGACGUUAAAAAAAAUAAACAUUUUUUUACCAAGUGACAUUCAAAGAUUAA
This is a messenger RNA of Stegastes partitus (bicolor damselfish), 1466 nucleotides long. RefSeq names its product ORAI calcium release-activated calcium modulator 1b (gene orai1b). The record is from RefSeq and is a predicted model, not a curated record. Lineage: Eukaryota; Metazoa; Chordata; Actinopteri; Pomacentridae. Gene Ontology annotation, cellular component: membrane. The transcript has 2 exons. Gene Ontology annotation, molecular function: store-operated calcium channel activity. The coding region runs from base 197 to 868 and encodes 223 amino acids. Gene Ontology annotation, biological process: store-operated calcium entry.